UCAGCUUCGCUGGCAUUCCCGUCGGCUCAGUCAGCCUCGCUGGCAUUCCCGUCGCUCUCGCUCGCCGCCGGCGCUCUCGGCUUCGUGCCUCAGGGUGAGGUCUACAAGGGCAGUGUUGAGGACGUCUCUCUCACAUCGAUGCUGGAUGACGUGCCCGCACCGGGCGCCGGAUCGAAGAAGCGCGAUGCGGACGCUAUCGCUCGCGAUGCCGCCGGCGUCGCGCGGAUGAAGGCCAAGGCUGCGAGUGCCGAGGGCGCGGUCUCCACCGACUUUUCGACGAUGACAGCAAAGGAGGCGGCCGCCGCCAAGCGCGCCGCGUUUGAGGCCAAGCAGGCGUCGGCGGAGCCACUGUCGCUGCCCUCCCUGCCGAAGCUGUUCUGAUGGCGAGAUUGGGUCGCGCCUGAACUGCGAGCCCAAUGCUCCUUCUCUUCGUGCUAGGCGGCACACUUACGGUUGAGGAUGAAACCGGCUCUAUCUAGACAAGAGCACCGACAUGUACU
Molecule: messenger RNA, 500 nt
Organism: Emiliania huxleyi CCMP1516
Lineage: Eukaryota; Haptophyta; Isochrysidales; Noelaerhabdaceae
Exons: 1
Coding region: 139-381 (80 amino acids)
Source: RefSeq, a predicted model, not a curated record